AUGGCGACCGCGACCGUGACUGCGACCGACACGCAGGCCCGCCACGCGAAGGAGCAGGUGGUGGACAAAAUCCCCGCGCGCAUAAAACACAUCCAGUUCGGCAUCUACUCCAACCCAGAUGUGGUCAACCAGGCCGUGCUCGAAGUAUCCGAUCGCAAUGUCUACGAUCUCACCACGACCAACGAAAAUGCGCGCGUACUCACCGAGAACGGGCCCAUGGACACGCGCAUGGGCAUAUCGACCAAGGUGGGCAAGUGCACGACGUGUGGUGAGGGCUUAAACGAAUGCAAUGGCCACUUUGGGCACAUCAAGCUUGCGCUGCCUGCCUUCCAUGUGGGAUAUCUGAAGCACAUCAUCGAAGUGCUCAAUUGCAUAUGCAAAGACUGUUCGCGAGUGUUGUUAGACGUGCCUGAACGGAGGAAACAUCUACGGACCAUGCGUCGACCAGGUAUGGACAAUCUGCAGCGGACAGCUCACGCGAAGAAGAUCAUGGAGGAGUGCCGGAAGAGGAAGAACUGCCCCUAUUGCGGUGCGCUCAACGGCACCGUACGCAAGGUCCCUGGACAUCCUCUCAAAGUCAUCCACAACCGCUACGAUGCCUUUCUGCGGUCCACUGCCAGGACAAAGAAGACUCCUCUUGGGCGGCAAGAGUUCGAGCAAUCCUUCGAAACAGCAAAGGCAGCGAACAACGAAGUGGACAAGAAUUUCAAGAAGGCGGUGGAUGACAUGCACCCGCUACGGACCCUCAACCUCUUCAAGAAGAUAUCGCCUGAAGACUGUGAGCUGCUAGCCAUGAUUCCGGAAGACGCUCGCCCGGAGAUGCUGAUCUGGGAAUACAUGCCUGUACCACCCGUAGCUAUUCGACCUUCCGUGAUGCAGGAGGCAGGUGCGACCGAGGACGACAUCACCAACAAGAUUGGUGACAUUUGUCACAUCAGCAGCAUUAUCCGGGCAGGACUUGCACGCGGCUUCCCUCUCCAGAUACUCAUGGAGCAGUGGGAUUUCUUACAACUACAAAUUGCCAUGUACAUCAACAGUGAGACGCCAGGCUUGAAACAGCAAGGACUCCAGAAGACGAUGCGUGGCUUCUGUCAGCGACUAAAGGGCAAGGGUGGUCGGUUCCGGCAGAAUCUGUCCGGAAAGCGUGUCGACUUCUCUGGUCGCACCGUUAUUGGACCGGACCCCAACCUCGCAAUUGAUGAGGUUGCAGUACCUCAGCGAGUUGCUAAGAACCUCACAUACCCUGAGAAAGUUACCAAAUACAAUAUGGACAAGAUGAAAAAGGUUGUAAAGCUAGGCCCUUACGUCCAUCCCGGAGCGAACAACAUCAUCAAACUCAAUGGACGCUCUAUGGCGCUAAGCAUUCUUGCACGCGAUACCACAGGCCAGAAGCUCAUAGACGCUGCUGACCGGUUACAAAUUGGUGACAUCGUAGAGCGCCACCUUGAAGAUGGUGACAUCGUGCUCUUCAAUCGUCAACCUUCCCUUCAUAGGCUCAGUAUUCUCAGUCACCGUGCUAAGAUUCGACCAUGGCGUACAUUUCGACUCAACGAGUGCGCCUGUAAUCCGUACAACGCUGACUUCGACGGUGAUGAGAUGAACUUGCACGUACCCCAAACCGAAGAAGCGCGGACAGAAGCCACUGAACUCAUGGGUGUCAAAUACAAUCUAGCAACCCCCAAGAACGGAACGCCACUCAUUGCUGCGAUCCAGGAUUUUAUAACAGCAGCAUAUCAAUUGAGCAGCAAAAACAACUUCUUUGAUCGAGGAACCUUCACUCAGAUCUGCAACUACAUGUUUGCCGGUGAGGGAGCAUUCGAUCCUUCCACGGGUAGAUAUCACCCUAUUGAGCUGCCGCCACCUACCGUUUUGAAACCCCAGGCUCUCUGGACUGGUAAACAGGUCUGGAGCGUUCUUAUGCGGCCUUUCAAGGACUACGGAGGACGCGAUAGGCCUAUCCUAGUCAACCUGGAAGCAAGAUGCAAACAGUUCAAGGCCAAUCCAGGAGUUGCAGACGAUCUCAACGAAGACGACGCGUUUCUUGUAAUCCGCAAUUCUGAAGUCAUGUGCGGCUGCUUCGACAAGGCUACAGUCGGUGACGGAAAGAAAGACUCCGUGUUCUAUGUCAUCAUGCGUGACUUUGGUGAAGACUAUGCAGUCCAAGCCAUGAAUCGACUUGCGAAAGUUUCUGCUCGCUGGCUCACUAACAAUGGAUUCUCACUAGGCAUCAACGAUGUUACCCCCGGAGAUAAACUGAACGAGAAAAAGCAAGCCUUGAUCGACAAAGCGUACGCGGAGUGCGAUGUACUCAUCAAGCAGUACAAGGAAGGCACAAUUGAGCGUAUGCCCGGGUGCGACGCCUUGACAAGUAUGGAAAACAAGAUUGGUGGUAUCUUGUCUGGAGUGCGUGCAGCUGCCGGUGAAGUGUGUUUUGAAGAACUCAGCAGAUGGAACGCUCCUUUGCUCAUGGCCAAGUGCGGAUCCAAGGGCUCCAACAUUAACGUCUCCCAGAUGGUUGCUUCCGUCGGCCAGCAAAUGAUUGGCGGUGCGCGCGUCGCCGAUGGUUUCCAACACAGGACACUCCCACACUUCCCGAAGGCUGCUCGUCAACCAGUCUCGAAAGGAUUUGUCAGCAACAGUUUCUUUUCCGGUUUGACUCCGCCAGAAUUCAUAUUCCACGCCAUGAGUGGUCGUGAAGGUCUCGUCGACACUGCAGUCAAAACGGCCGAAACGGGGUACAUGAGUCGAAGAUUGAUGAAGUCGCUCGAGGAUUUGUCGAAACAGUAUGACAACACUGUAAGCAAUUCUUCUGGGACAGUCGUGCAAUUUCAGUAUGGAGCGGAUGACCUCGACCCCGUCGACAUGGAGGGGAAAGCCGCGCCAGUGAACUUCGUUCGUACCUUCACUCAUGCAGUCACCAUAACCUGGAACAAUGCGAUCCCUAGCCUCACGCCCAACGCAGUACGUAAAUGGACAGAGGAGAGACUCAACAAGAGGCGGAACCUGAGAGACCUUCGACGCAUGGCACUCGAUCAGGUCACAGAGCUUGACUUCAAAGACCAGAGCGACCUUAGCCUUGACGACAAGGACCCUGAGCGCGCUUUCGUCGAUGACGUACAGAACUUCGUCUUCAAACAAGCGGAUAAACUUGAAAAGACUCUUGCUUUCCUAGGCCUGCCAGACCCACCCAAUGCUACAAGUGAAAGAUCUGAGAGAGACACCACGAGGUAUGGGCUGGCCGACGGUAUUGCAAAAAUCUCACAACAAGCUCUUGAGACGUUCAUUGAACUGUGUCUCACCAAGUACAAGAAGUCUAAAGUACAGCCAGGCCACGCUGUAGGCGCAAUUGGAGCGCAAUCGAUCGGAGAGCCGGGUACCCAGAUGACACUUAAAACUUUCCAUUUUGCUGGUGUUGCGGGUAUGUCUAUCACACAAGGUGUUCCACGUAUCAAGGAAAUCAUCAACGCUUCUACUGCCAUUUCCACGCCCGUCAUCGCAUGCCAACUGUCUAACCCAGAAUUUGAAAAUGCCGCCAGAGUCGUCAAAGCCCGCGUAGAAAAGACUUUCUUGAAGGAUAUCGUUACUUACAUUGAAGACAUCUGGCAUCCAGAUGGUUCUGCACGCAUCAAUAUGGGUCUCUGCGAGGAAACCAUCAAGAAUCUUUUCCUCGAUCUUCGAGAUCACGACAUCAUCUCCGGAAUCAAUAAGCACAAGCCACUCAAAUGGGGGAAAGCUGGCGCCAAAGUGUCCAUCAAGAAUGGUAAAACGGUUACCAUCUUUAUUGCCGAUCCGCAGUUUGAGAAGAAGCCUGCUGCCAAGUCCACGAAAACUGUACAGAAGCAGUACUUCGAACGCGUUCAGCAGGUCAAGACUCUCGUUUUGGACGCCGUAAUCAAAGGUUAUCCCGAUGCCCAACGUGCUAUCAUCAAGAAGGAAACGUCUCCCAAUGCGAGAAACAACUACGAAUGCCAGCUGCUCGUCGAGGGCUACGGUUUGAAAGACUGCUUGAACACACCCGGUAUCGAGCCAUACAAGACCAAAUCCAACCAUAUCAUGGAAGUUAACCAGGUUCUCGGCAUCGAAGCUGCUCGUGCGACCAUCGCUGCAGAAAUUGGAGAAGUCAUGGGAUCCAUGGACAUCGAUCCACGUCAUAUGGCACUGCUUGCUGAUGUCAUGACCUUCAAGGGCGCAGUGUUUGGUAUCACUCGUUUCGGUCUUCAAAAGACGAGGGACAGUGUGCUUCAGCUGGCCAGUUUCGAGAAGACGCCUGAUCAUUUGUUUGAGGCUGCUGCGAAGGGCAAGAUUGAUAAUAUUGACGGUGUUUCGGAGUGUAUCAUCAUGGGGCAGAGCGUUAAGCUGGGGACGGGUGCUAUGGAGGUCUAUCGCCCGUUGGAAUUCAAAGAGGGUGAUAUCAAGGCCAAACCCACUAUGUUCGAGACUGGAUGGGAUGCGUUAUAA
Molecule: messenger RNA, 4458 nt
Organism: Didymosphaeria variabile
Lineage: Eukaryota; Fungi; Ascomycota; Dothideomycetes; Pleosporales; Didymosphaeriaceae
Gene: RPO31
Product: DNA-directed RNA polymerase III subunit C1 (rpo31)
Exons: 1
Coding region: 1-4458 (1485 amino acids)
Biological process (GO): DNA-templated transcription
Molecular function (GO): DNA-directed RNA polymerase activity; DNA binding
Source: RefSeq, a predicted model, not a curated record